Spinacia oleracea (spinach) is the source of this 861-nucleotide messenger RNA. RefSeq lists its product as uncharacterized. The coding region runs from base 1 to 861 and encodes 286 amino acids. The transcript has 4 exons. The record is from RefSeq and is a predicted model, not a curated record. NCBI's taxonomy places the organism in Eukaryota, Viridiplantae, Streptophyta, Magnoliopsida, Caryophyllales, Amaranthaceae.
AUGGAAAAGAUAAAAAUUCCCACCUGCAAGUAUGCUGGAAAGACAGAUCCAGUUAACCAUCUUUCAUCCUUCGGGGGACACAUGAUGCUAUAUACCAACACAGAUUCCAUGUGGUGUAAAGUUUUCCCUUCUACACUUGAGGGGAUAGGGCAGAGCUGGGAGAGGAUGACGGGAGAACUGAUGUCAGUUGUCCAAGGGUCGCAAGAGUCUUUAAGAGACUAUAUUUCCAGGUUCAACAUGGAGGCAUCGAAUAUAAUCAAGUUGCAACAGGAGGUGAUAGUUCUGGCAAUGAUGUCCGGUAUGCAAGAUGGAGAGUUCAAGAGUUAUCUGGGUAGAAAAUCAUUCACAGCCCUGGAAGUACUGGGAAAGGCAAAUGAGUUCAUAAAAAGCGAAGAAAUUGUCAAAGCAACUUCCCGUAGAUAUGUAGCAGGUGAGAAUAACUACACUAAUCAGAACAGAAAGGAGCCGUACAGAAAAGAAUAUGCAGACAGAAGGGACAACCACCAGGCCAAAAAUGAGCGGGGUGGACCAAGCAGAGGCAAGGAAGAUGAAAAGUGGCAGAGGCCACCUAAGAUGGAUCACGGUCACCUCACAGAGGAAUGCACUCACCUUAAAGAUAACAUUGAAGAUAUGAUUCGAAGGGGGUAUCUAACAAAGUUAAAGGCAAAAAGCUCAUAUAGCAGAACAUAUGAGAACAGGGACAAUGAUGGCAAGUUUGAAAACAAGAAGUUGGAUCACAAGAAAAACCACCCAGCAGAUCAAAAGAGGUCAGGAGAUAUAUUAGUCAUAACAGGAGGACCAGUUUAUGCUGGGACCAUAGCCAGUGGAGCCAAGGCUAGUGUGAACGAAUUCAGACAUUAG